CAGCUGUCAAGCCAGGGUGAAGGAUCAGUGGCCAGGCAGAGUCUGUGGAGAAGAGACGGAAGGCUCCACCGUGAAACUCUGAGAUGUGAAUAAACGAUGAACUGCCUCAUGAAGCAGAAACAGGAACAUUCUGGUCCAUGCUGGACAAGAAUGGCACCGCCUUCUAGUCUUUGCCUCCUUCUUUUCAGUGCACUGGGGGUCUUUGCACUUGACCACUUCAUGAAAGGUCAGAAGAACAGCACACUUAUUUUCACAAAGGAAAACACCAUUCGGAACUGCAGCUGCCCUGCAGACAUCCAGGACUGUGACUACAGUCUGGCCAAUCUGAUAUGCAGCUGCAAAACCAUCCUGCCUUCUGCAGCAGAGCAAACCAGCUACAGUGGCCAUCUGACCAUCUGGUUCACCGACACAUCAGCACUGGGCCGCCUCUUGAACUUCACACUGGUUCAGGACCUGAAGCUUUCUCUGUGCAGCUCCCACACCCUCCCCACUGAGUACCUGGCAGUGUGUGGAUUGAGGAGGCUUCGCAUCAACACUGAGGCCAAGCAUGCCUUCGCAGAGCAGAGCCUGCUCAUCCACAGUGGAGGAAAUGGCUGCUCCAAAGAGACACCCGAGUUGUUACACAAAGGCUGGCAAACGUGCAUGUUUAUUUCAUUCCUAGAUAUGGCUCUUUUCAACAGGGACUCAUCUUUAAAAUCAUACAGUGUUGAAAACAUUUCUAGCAUUGCCAAUGAUUUCCCUGACUUUUUUUACUUUAAGACCUUCCCAGUGCCAAGCAACAGAAGCUAUGUUGUCACAGUCAUUUACUAAUGUUAUACCUGUGUCUCGCUGCCCGGAACUUUGAUAAACGAUGGAUUCUUCAAAUAAAAAAAAAUCUGGGAAUAAGGCCAGGAGAUAGGUAUCUACCUCUAACUGUGUCUUUUCCCUCAGCCUCCAAUCCUAUCAGAACCCACUUACAAAUAACUACUCCUUUUUGCUCUAUGCUCAACCUUAGGAACUAUUUUGAAGAAAAAAUUAAUAGGAAGCAAGAACGAAUGAUUUAUUCUUGAACUAUAUCUUAAAAGCCAGCUAUAGGCUAGGUCUUUACAAUUGGCAGCUCAUGGAGAGAUGUCAGAUCAGGAGGGCUUUAGAAAGCAGCAUUUGCAUCAGGGAUUGCUUACUAGAAUUCAGUAGAGACAUGAAAUCUAAGAAAGAUAUCUUCUUUCAAAAUACAGUAGUUCUGGUUAGCUAUGGGGAAUCCAUUCCAAGACCCCAAAGGAUUCCUGAAACAGCAGAUAAUACUGAACCCUAUACCUUAUACUGUUUAUUCUUGUACUUUCAGACUUGUGAUACAAUUUAAUUUAUAAAGUGGGUAUAUUAAGACUGCAACAGAAAAUAACAUACUAAAAUAAAUUUGUGGGAGUGUGCUCACUUGGUUUUACUUAAAAAUAUCUAUUAUACUGUAUUCGCCCUUCUUCAUCCUAUAGUUAUGUAAAGUGACAGCACCAUAACAAAAGCAUCUUAUGAUUUCUGUUUGGCAUAAAUUGCCAGCAUUGCUACUUUGUGCUUAUUAUUAAGGCCCUUAUAAAGUAGAGGUGUCUUGAAUAUAAGCAAGGCCAUUCUGCAACAAUCAAUCUGACAACUCAGACAGUGAUUCAUGAGUAAAUAGUGUACAUGGUGUAGAUAUGAUAGACAAACUGAUGGCUCCUGUCCAGGUAGAAUGCUGCAUAAGACUGAAUUCAUCAGGGCUGGGAA
Messenger RNA from Dipodomys ordii (Ord's kangaroo rat), 1734 nucleotides. It is a transcript of the gene Epcip, whose product is annotated as chromosome unknown open reading frame, human C21orf62. Bases 97 to 810 code for a protein of 237 amino acids. The transcript has 2 exons. The record is from RefSeq and is a predicted model, not a curated record. Lineage: Eukaryota; Metazoa; Chordata; Mammalia; Rodentia; Heteromyidae.